AUGGAUGACGAUGAAGUAAAAAAUGAAUCAAAAACUCUAGAUGAUAACUUCAAUUCUACAUCGAAUGCUUCUAUAAAUUCAUCUCUAAAUCUUAGUGAUAAAUUAAAAGAUGAAAAAUCGGUACCAAAAUUUUGGGUUGAUAAAUAUAAAAAGGAAGC
This is a messenger RNA of Acaulospora morrowiae, 158 nucleotides long. The record is from the annotation of a GenBank genome assembly. NCBI's taxonomy places the organism in Eukaryota, Fungi, Glomeromycota, Glomeromycetes, Diversisporales, Acaulosporaceae.